Monopterus albus (swamp eel) is the source of this 1628-nucleotide messenger RNA. RefSeq names its product N-acylsphingosine amidohydrolase (acid ceramidase) 1b (gene asah1b). Bases 338 to 1516 code for a protein of 392 amino acids. Gene Ontology annotation, cellular component: lysosome. The record is from RefSeq and is a predicted model, not a curated record. The transcript is spliced from 14 exons. Gene Ontology annotation, molecular function: fatty acid amide hydrolase activity; N-acylsphingosine amidohydrolase activity. Gene Ontology annotation, biological process: fatty acid metabolic process. Lineage: Eukaryota; Metazoa; Chordata; Actinopteri; Synbranchiformes; Synbranchidae.
UACGUAUUUUCACUUCCGUAUGGAAACGACCAUUGGCUGCGGCGUGUUUUGUUUCACUUUGUUAAUUAUUUUGUCCGAGCCGGUCGCCUUUGUUGCAAACAACAAAAACGGGAUUGCUCAGUUUUACAUCUCAACCAUGUAACGUGGCUCGGGUGACAUGUAUUUGUGUAGAAAAUGUUUUAUUUCCUUUCGAUAGCUUUGUUUCCCCCCCUCUUGUCAUAAAUGUUCGCUCGCCGCCGUCACGAGGUAUAAACACUGCCUGUCGGAGCUUCCGUAGUAAACUUCAGGUAACAAACUGACGCUGAACGGAGAAAGAUUUUGGCGAAGUUGUCUGAAAAUGGGGCGUUGUGUUUUUCUUGUUUUAGCGGCUUUAUUCUCCGUUACGUCGACACAGUUUAAACCACCGUAUGCAGAAGACUGUAGGACUGGAAUGUAUCCACCAACUGGCCCUACGUCCCGAGGAGCAGCCAGCUGGUACACAUUGAACCUUGACUUACCGCCCAGUGAGAGAUGGACGGCUGUGAUUACUGACAAGAAAACAUAUCUGGCCAACAUGAUUCAAGCCAUCAAAGACUUGGCGAAUGCUUUCGUGCCCAGUGGAAGGCUGGUUGAGCUGGUUGACAUUACACUGCCUUGGAUGCUGGACACACUCCCUAACCCAUUUAAAGAGGAAAUUAAAGGAAUUGCCACAGUUUCAGGGAUCCCUCUGGGUGAAGUUGUUUUGUUCAACAUCUUCUAUGAGGUGUUUACUGUGUGCACAUCAGUUGUUGCAGAAGACAGUAAUGGUAACCUUGUUCAUGGUAGAAAUAUGGAUUUUGGAUUAUUUAUGGGCUGGGAUGUGAAAAACAAGUCAUGGAUCAUUUCUGAGAGGCUGAAGCCUCUAGUGGUCAACCUUGACUUCCAGAGAAAGAAUCAAACCGUUUUCAAGUCAACAAACUUUGCCGGUUAUGUGGGCAUGCUGACUGGCAUCAAGCCUCACAUGUUCACGUUGAGUAUGAAUGAGCGCUUCAGUUUUGAUGGAGGAUACAUUGGUAUCUUGGAAUGGAUCCUGUGGAAGAGAGAUGGAAUGUGGAUGAGUUUCCUCACUCGCUCUGUACUAGAAAAUGCUAACAGCUACGAGGAGGCCAAGAUGCGCCUGGCUCAGACGAAGCUGCUCGCUCCAGCCUACUUCAUCCUGGGAGGAAACCAAACAGGCCAGGGCUGCAUCAUCACCAGGUCCAGACAGAACAGCAUUAAUAUCCUGGAGAUUGACCUGAAGUUGAACCGCUGGUAUGUCCUGGAGACAAACUACGACCACUGGGAGGAGCCAUUUUUCCUGGAUGAUCGCAGAACCCCUGCCAUGAAGUGCAUGAACCAGACCACACAGGCGAACAUCUCUGUAAAGACCAUCUAUGAUGUACUCUCCACCAAACCAGUGUUAAACAAGUUGACCACAUACACAACGCUGAUGCAAGUGUCUGAAGGAAAACUGGAGUCGUAUAUCCGUGACUGCCCAGACCCUUGCAUGCCCUGGUGAUCCUCUGAGCAGUUGGCAAAUGCACUGAUACUAAUCUCCUGAACCAGAGUUUGUGCCCCUGAUGUCAUUUUGGCAUAAUGGAAUAGGAAUAAUUCAAGCUAAAAAAAAAAAA